AUGCCCUCCAACUUCUUCAACUGCGUGCUGCUUGGCUUGCUCACGCUCGAGUUGGUUAUCGCCCAAUUCGAUAACACAUUCGAGUUCACCGAAGCUCCGUUGUCACCAACGUUGACUUGGCACACCAAUGAAUCCGAGUUCUUCGGCGGGUGGAUAUACCAUGACACAACUGGCUAUCUCGAAAGCGGAGCACCACGGACCGAUUUCCAGGCGAAAACCUUGACGGUCGAUUUCAUUGGCAGCGGCUUCCGCAUUCAUGGCGAACUGGACACGGGGGGCCGAGAUCCUCUCUUGCUCGACCUGGGCUCGUUCUGGGUCGCGCCGAACAUGUCCACCGCCUUCAAAAUUAACAAGACCAGUGGAGUCAUUGCCGAAUGGGAGUUUCUAGGCGCAGUGAGAACGAUGGUUGCUCAUAUCUGGAUUCCUGAAGACAUUGGCUUCAUACUGCACAACGUCACCACUCAUAACCCCGAAGCUUGGUCGAAGGAGGCUGUGUAUCAGCCUGUAGUCGUCAAUGGUAGUCUGAGCUCCCAGAUGUCCGCCAAAGAACUCGAUGACACUGAACUGCGAUUCUUUUCGCUCUCUCAGUCCGAGAGACGCGUGGCCCCUGAGUAUCUUCCUCCACGAGUCUUUGGAGAAACUCUGAUGCUGGAGUCUGGCAAUGAGCUCCUCUACCGAUUGCCCCUCAAUACCUCUCUUGUCAGAGUGCUCGGACCAGUUGGGUCAAACUCAGACUGGGAUCACGCCAUCAGGAGCAAUACAAUGAAGCUGUGCACUAUCCAAUUCGACCCUUUGCCCUAUUGGUUCAAUGAAGGUAGCUACCAGCACAUAAGCUGGGAGUUGUCUUUUGUACAAUCACAGCGACCCAGCUUUUCUGCCAACAUGACCCUCUUCCGAGUCCCUCUGGACCCAAGAGUCCAGUACACGGCGAAGGUGAUGCCCGUUUACAGUGGGCAGCCCAGGGUCUGCGUCUUCUCCGGCUUCGAAACUUACCCUUUCCAUGUCCGGAAUGGAAGUUUUAUUGAAGGAGGGGGGCACGGAAACCACAGUCACAACGGCAGUACGCCCGGAAACAAGCAUCUCGGAGACAGUAACCAAACCAGAGAGGAGGACGGAAAAGAGUUUAGGCCGUUCAAGACCAGCACUCUCGUCGGAGCCGUGGUAGGGACAGCUGCUGGCAUUCUGGCCAUCGGUGUCGUUGUUUUCAUCACCCGUCGAUGUGUUUUGCGGCGCCGUUUGCAGUCGGAAGCCAGUAUACCUGAUUUCGAAGUAGACCAUGCCCCCGCCAUUCUGACGCCAUUCGUCACUGAAGUGACAGCAGGAUCGACAGCUGGCGCAAAUGUUGGGCCGGUAGUGCCCCCUCCUGAACCUCGAAGCAGUACUCAAAGCAUCCUCUCGCCACUCCUGAAUCGGCUCAGCUCUAUUUCUAAGACCCCCAGAUCUUCUUUGGCAACAACGCGUCCUGAAGAGGCAGCAGUGUCAUCCACCACGGCGGACCCUAGCACGCACCCAACUGAGUCUUCAAUUGGCCACUCCAUCGCCGGAUCCUCUGCUCGACCUGCACGCCGCGCCAUCCAGGCGGAGGACGCAGAGGACGCAGAUAUUGAGAUCGUGCCUCCUGCAUACCGCGACGCGUGGGCCCAGCGCCUGUCUCAGUCCGAGCUCCACGACGGAUCUGUGGCGGUCACGAGGAGUGUGAAAGGAGAGCGCGCCCAGGAUCUCGGGCCCCUUUGCCUGAGAUGA
Molecule: messenger RNA, 1743 nt
Organism: Trichosporon asahii var. asahii CBS 2479
Lineage: Eukaryota; Fungi; Basidiomycota; Tremellomycetes; Trichosporonales; Trichosporonaceae
Exons: 3
Coding region: 1-1743 (580 amino acids)
Source: RefSeq, a predicted model, not a curated record